Molecule: messenger RNA, 685 nt
Organism: Manduca sexta (tobacco hornworm)
Lineage: Eukaryota; Metazoa; Arthropoda; Insecta; Lepidoptera; Sphingidae
Exons: 3
Coding region: 63-551 (162 amino acids)
Source: RefSeq, a predicted model, not a curated record
CAGCGCAAUAAAAAAAAUAUAAUUACUUUCAUUUCGUAAAAAUCUAUUCAUAAUUCGUAAAUAUGUACACCUUUAUUUUAUUAGGUCUUUUAUUCAUAGAGGCUGAAUCAUACGUUCUUCUUCAAGUGAGGAAACAAGAUAACAACUAUUCAAACGUCGACGCGUUAAUACAUAAAGUGGUACCGUCGGAUAAAUUCGACAAAAUCGCGAGCAAAUUUGGCGCGAAAAAUACUGACCUAAAACCUAUUGAAAAAAAAGAAAAAGAGCGGGAAGCUAAAACAGUAGCCAGUAUAGAAAAAACUAUUCUUAAGUUUACUAAAAAAGACAAGCCUAUGUUUCGGGCACAGAAUCAGUAUAUUCAGCCAAAAGUAAUAAAUUUUAGAAACAGUAAGCCGUCUUUGGUCUUCGAAAUCAAUUCUAAAGCUAUUGUAUCGACUAUAAAAGAUUUGCUAUCUUCAAAAACGUUUCAAACAUACUUUGAUAAGUUUGCAAAGAAGGCGGCCAUUAUAUAUAGAUCUAUAAAAGAUGAUAUUGAUAAAGAAUAUUACUAACUUGUAAUCUCUUUUUUAAAUUUUAAGUUAUGGCAGUUAGGCGAGCUACUAACUCGUCUCGACUUUUAGUUGUUAGGAACAUCCUGUCCCGUGUCAAAUGAAAAACAUCAAAUAAAAAUCAAUUUUAAAAAAAA